Molecule: messenger RNA, 2513 nt
Organism: Carcharodon carcharias (great white shark)
Lineage: Eukaryota; Metazoa; Chordata; Chondrichthyes; Lamniformes; Lamnidae
Gene: afg2b
Product: spermatogenesis associated 5-like 1
Exons: 8
Coding region: 1-2361 (786 amino acids)
Molecular function (GO): ATP hydrolysis activity; ATP binding
Source: RefSeq, a predicted model, not a curated record
AUGCCGGAGUCAGGGUGCGGCCGAGGCUCCUCCCACUGCGGGGGUCAGAACGCGGGGUCAGAGCGCGGGGUCAUGGCCGGGCCCGGCCUCCAGCUUCUCCCUCCCGAUGCCGGGGACCGCGGUUCUCAGCGCUGCCGCCUGGGGCCCCGGGCUCUGGCUGCUCUGGGCCUCAGGCUGGGCUCCCCGGUGCGGGUGUGUUUACCCGGCGGGGCCGCUCUGUGUGCGGCUUGGCCGCGGGGAGACCGGGCCGAGGGCUUCCUGCAGCUGGACACCAAGUGCGUGAGCCCGGGGCUGGUGGGAAGGCCCUGCCGGGGCCUGAGCAUCGGCCUCGGAAACUUACAGCCGCUUUCCUGCGUUAAACUGAGGCGGGUUCGCGUCCGGGCGGUGUUGGCGGCCCGGCCUGGGGCUCGGGGCCUGGGGGGCGAGGCCCGGCCUGGGGCGGAGGAGUUGCUGAAGGAGCUGCUGAGGGAUGUUUACCUGUGCCCGGGGUUUGUUGUUGUGGGUCCGGAGCCUGCGGCCUUGCCUGGGCUGAACCUCCUGGAAGUCGCCGCUGUGGAGCCGGAGCUGGAGCUGGGCAGCGCCGGCCUCCUGGGCACCCGGACCCGGCUGGAGGUGGUGGAGGUGCCGAGGCCCGAACAGUUUCAGGGCCGGGGUCUGGGUUUGGGUCUGGGCGGCCUGGAGCAGGUGGCCUCCCCGCUCCGGGAGAUGCUCAGCUUCCCGCUCCGGUUCCCCAAGGCCCUGGGCCGCCUGGGGCUGCCCUGCCCACGGGGAGUGCUGCUGCUUGGGCCCCCGGGGGUGGGAAAGACCGCACUGCUCCGCGCCCUGGCCCAGGAGCUGGAGGCCCCGGUAUUAGAGGCUUCUCCUGCCGCUAUCCAGGGAUCCCGGCCCGGGGAGAGUGAGCAGAAUCUGAGGCGACUGUUUGAAGAGGCCCAGGCCCGGGCCCAGGCCAGACCCUGCCUCCUCUUCAUCGAUGACAUGGACUCGCUUUUCCCCCGGAGAGCGGUGGCGGGGAACCGGCCUGAGGACCGGCUGGUGGCCCAGCUUCUCACCCUGAUGGAUGGCCUGGACCCCCGGACACAGCUGCUGGUGGUGGCAGCGAGCAGCAAGCCCGAAGCAUUGGAGCCCGCGUUAAGGAGGCCGGGCCGUUUUGACAGAGAGAUCACAGUCGGCGUCCCGACAAUAUCACAGCGCCAAUCUAUUCUGGAAGUACUCACCUCACCAAUGCCUCUGAGGGCUGACGUUGACCUGUCUUGGCUGGCAGAAGCUACAAGUGGUUAUGUCGGUGCUGACCUGACAGCUCUGUGUCGUGAGGCUGCUCUACAGCUCUUGAGACGCAGCUCCAAGGAGCCAUUGGACAAGGAAAUCACCUUUGCAGAUUUCCGUGAAGCCCUGAAGAUUGUGCAGCCUUCCUGUCUUAGAAGCAGCAUUGGGCUGACUGACUUCAAACCUGUUCAAUGGGACCAGAUUGGAGGCCUGGAUCAAGUCAAACUGAAACUCAGACAGAGUAUUGAAUGGCCAGUGAUGUACCCAGAGGCAUUUGUGAGGAUGGGUGUGACCCCCAUCCGUGGAAUUCUCCUGUACGGACCACCAGGAUGUGCAAAGACCACGCUGGUGAAAGCUGCAGCCACCAGUUGCCGAUGUUCUUUUCUGUCGGUCAGUGGGGCUGAUCUCUUCUCACCAUUUGUAGGUGAUUCUGAAAAGGCCCUGGUUCAGGUUUUUCACCAAGCUCGAGCUGCAGCUCCAUCAAUCCUGUUCCUGGAUGAAAUCGAUUCCAUGCUUGGAUCACGCUCGCUUGAUGGAACAAACGACCGUAGUGUUAAAGAGCGAGUGCUCUCUGUUCUUCUUAAUGAGAUGGAUGGAAUUGGACGACCACUGGCUGAGGGGAGAGGCACUAAGAGGAAAAUAUUUGCACCAGAAGGAGAACAUUCGGAACAGACAAAAAAGUUGGAAUUUCAGGAGGUUCGUAACAAAACAGUGAUCGUGGUCGCUGCUACAAAUCGACCAGACCUCUUAGAUGAUGCUUUGCUGCGACCUGGGAGAUUUGACCAAAUAAUCUUUGUUCCAUCUCCGGAUGAAGAGGCAAGACUUUCCAUACUGAGGAUUUGCACUUCCAAAACUCCACUGGAUGAUGUGUCAUUGGAAGAACUGGCAGCUGAGACCACAGGGUUUACUGGAGCAGAUAUACAGAAUUUAUGCAAAGAGGCUGCCUUAUUGGCUCUGCAGGAAAAUGGACUUGGUGCUGCUGCUGUGAAACAGGAUCAUUUUCUCAGAUCCCUUCAGAAUUUAAAGCCCUCGUUGACUGGCCAACAGCUGGAUUUCUACUACAAUUUGUUCUCAACAGUGACCCAAGAGACAACCUGACCAAUCCUGGCAAUGGCAAAGGACAGUAACUAACAACUUGGCUCCAGAUGAAAGAAUCAGAACUGAAAUUUAUCAUAAACUUGUAUUUCGUAUGAACACAAACUUUAUCCUUCCAAACUCAAAAUUAAAAAUCAAUAAAUAUGAUUAACAAA